Molecule: messenger RNA, 915 nt
Organism: Symbiodinium sp. CCMP2592
Lineage: Eukaryota; Dinophyceae; Suessiales; Symbiodiniaceae
Source: the annotation of a GenBank genome assembly
AUGAGCCGGGUGGGCAAACGUGCCUACCAUCAGGGACCGACUGCGCCAAUCUUCAUCGCACAUGCCAAACUACAUGUGGAAAGGCAGACUCCUUUGAUUCUCCUUGAAAACGUACAGGACCUCAAUGUGGCCAUGGUGGAGUAUCUGUACGGCAGGCACUAUGUCCUGCAUCCGUUCCGGGUGAAUCCUGGAGAUGUGGGCCACGCUGCGGCGUCCCGCCCACGGUUGUACAUCAUCCUGGCACACAAGCAACGGGUCGUGGAGACUACGGAUGUGGAGAUGCUGUUCCAGCGCGCGACAUCGAUGCUCCGGCGAACUGCGCAGACGCAGGUGCAGGACUACUUCGUCGCCAACACCCACGACAUGUAUCUCGAGGCUUCUGCCACUGCAGCGCAGCGGAAGAAACGCUACAACAUAAAGGCCAAGUCGUGGAAGUACCUUCUCAACGAGCGCGAGAAGAAGACUUUGUCAGUGCUGACGAAGCAGUACAGGAAAAAGUUCAAGCGCAGUGCAGACACGGACCCCAACUUGGUGAUCUUCUUAGGGGACAACCCAAACCACACUGUGGGCUGGUCUGCUACAAGCGGAAAGGUGCCAACACUACGCAUGAACACAGGAAAGAUGUUUGUGCCCAGCCGGCAAAGAUGGAUGACCCCACGCGAGAAGCUCACCUUGAUGGGCUUCCCGGUGGUGCCUCGAGUGGCUCUGGCUAUGGGGGUCCCAAUGUUGCCCAUCACGGACCACAGCAGAGCCGGCCAGGUGCUAGGAAACUGUAUGCAUUUUGGAUGUGUUCUGCUGAUGGAAUUCCUAGCUCUCACAUGUUUCUCACCCCGUGGUUGUUCCUCGGGCAGAGCUCGCAUGGUACAGGUGUUGCCAGAUCCCGACAGCGAGGCUGAAGAUGGACUCUGCACAUAG